UCUCCUCCACCUACAGUCAUGCCAAAGAAGUCGAAGAAGAAUACACCCUCUGGAAGUACUGGCGGUGAACAACUUGCUGCUGUUCGCGUUCUGCCCUAUCUCUAUCUUGGUCCACGCACCGCAGUCCGCGCUGCCUUUUGCUCUGCCCAGGGCAUUACCCAUGUCCUGAGCAUCGGUUCAACUCCUGCCGAAAUCAUUCCAUCCAUAACAUACGAGCGACUGUCGUUGGUCGACAGUGCAUCGUCGCCAAUCGCCGAAGCGAGCUCUAAGGCAAACGCAAUCAUUCUCGCCAUCGCCAAGUCAGGUGGCAAAAUCCUGGUCCAUUGUUCAGCAGCUGUCUCCCGUUCCCCAACUUUGGUUGCUCUCUAUCUCAUGGAGCACUCCGAAAUGUCUCUCCAUCAGGCGCUACGCUCACUCGUUCUCGCCAGACCCUCUAUCUGCCCAAAUCCUGGUUUCUUUGCGCAGCUCAAAGAUGCGGAGGUUGCUUUGCGUGGCACCUGCAGUGUCGAAGUCGACUCAUUGCCUCUCAAACGUGAGGUGAGGGUGGCGCUAUUUCAACUGGAGGAAUAG
Messenger RNA from Mycena indigotica, 570 nucleotides. Its product is annotated as Dual specificity protein phosphatase 19. NCBI's taxonomy places the organism in Eukaryota, Fungi, Basidiomycota, Agaricomycetes, Agaricales, Mycenaceae. The transcript has a single exon. The record is from RefSeq and is a predicted model, not a curated record. Gene Ontology annotation, molecular function: protein tyrosine/serine/threonine phosphatase activity. Bases 19 to 570 code for a protein of 183 amino acids. Gene Ontology annotation, biological process: protein dephosphorylation.